This is a messenger RNA of Elaeis guineensis (African oil palm), 3714 nucleotides long. RefSeq lists its product as uncharacterized. Lineage: Eukaryota; Viridiplantae; Streptophyta; Magnoliopsida; Arecales; Arecaceae. The record is from RefSeq and is a predicted model, not a curated record.
GAAAAGACAAAAAAAAAAAAAAAAAAAUAGUACUUGUCUUUUUCUUCCUUUUCUCUCGUUCGCCUUCGUCUCGAAGGAAUUGGACGCGGACGAGUCGUCGAAGAAGCUAGGGUUUUCGUCAUGAACGACCUCUAAUACGGAUCCGAGCGGAUUACGGCUCCGACAUUCGAAGAUUAGGGUUUCCAAACGCUAGGUUUAGGUUCUACGCAAUCCGUUUGCCUGUGGUUUAGGUAUUUGGAUAUUCUAGGCUGGUUGUUUUUCUUUGGUGGGAAUCGCUCAGUAAUGGUGGAAUACGCCCCGCAUCACAACGUGGGCUAGCGAGGAAGCGUCGGAGGCGAAUUUUUUGAUUCUAGGGUUUGUGAAUUGCAGGGAUUUUUAGAGCUUCAGCUUUCAGUCUCUGGGGCAUUCGUUGGAAACAGCGAUUUUGAUAUCAGAAGCUCAGGUUUUCGGAUAAUGUGUAUACUUUGUGUGGUCCAGAGGUGGUCGCGGCGGGUCGCCACCAUGCUGCCGUGGUUGGUGCUCCCUCUCAUCUUCUUCUGGGCGCUGUCGCAGCUCCUCCCUCCUGGCCUCCGGUUCGAGAUCACCUCGCCGCGGCUGGCCUGUGUUGUGGUUCUCCUCCUUACCCUUUUCUGGUAUGAGAUCCUGAUGCCGAAGCUGUCGGUGUGGCGGGCCCGCCGGUCGGCGCGCCUCCGGGAGCGGCAGCGGACCAGGGCCCUCGAGCUGCAGAAGCUCCGGAAGUCGGCCACCCGCCGCUGCCGGAACUGCCUCACCCCGUAUCGCGACCAGAACCCUGGCGGAGGCCGGUUCAUGUGCUCGUAUUGCGGGCAUAUCUCUAGAAGGCCCGUGCUGGACCUUCCGGGUUCUGUUGUUCGGAGCUCGGGGAUCAUCAAUGACCUUGUUGGAAAGAAUGGUUGGAUCUGCAGCCAGAAUUGGUCUGCGGAUGGGAAUGGGAGCUGGGUCAGCCCCGUCCCACGGUAUUGGGUUGGUGGCGGUGAUGACCGGUGCUUGACAGAGAAGUCUUAUUCAGGCGUGGUAGCUUUUGCCUGCAAGCUGCUUACGUGUUUUUUCUCUAGCGUGAGAUGGCUUUGCAGGAAGGUUUUUAGGUUUGGUUAUUCAAGGGAGGACAGCUCUUCAGAUGCAGAUCACAAGGGAUCAUCAUCUAAAAGAGGGGAGAAUGGAGGAAAUUUGCAGGAGAGCAGGGGGGAGAAAGCUAGAAGGAAAGCAGAAGAGAAGAGACAGGCUAGGUUGGAAAGGGAAAUGCUCGAAGAGGAAGAGAGGAAACAGAGGGAGGAGGUUGCAAGGUUAGUGGAGGAAAGGAGGAAAUUACGUGACAAGAAGCUGGAAGCUGAGAGAAAGCGGACAAAGAGCUCAAUGCUCGAUGGUGAAAGAGACAAUACGAAAGAAGUGGAGAAAAAGAGGCAUGAGAGGAGGAGGGAGAAAGAUAAAGGUUCUAGCAAGAGCAAUUCUGAUGGUGAAGACCUUGAGAAAAGGGUGAGUAGGGAAAGUGAAAGGAAGCAUGAGUUUGACAGAAAGAGUGAGAAUGAAAAACGGGAGGCACUGAAAUCUACAGCAGAGAACUACAAAUCACAUACUAAAGAACCUGGGCAUGGAAGCAAGGUGACAACAAAUAACCCAAGAUACUUUGGUCGAAUGACGAGCACUUUCCUAUCUUCUUCUAGAGGUUUGAGUGGUGCCUCCUUUUUUGGGAGAAAUGCUCAGAGCCUUGCUGCUCCAGUUAACAAAGCAAGUAGGACUGCUAUUAGCUUUGUUGAUCAUGGUUCUGGAAUUAAAAGAGAUGUUCAUUCUGCUGGGCAUGUAACAGUGAAAUCUGCUGCUAAUGGAGAUGGAACUUCUUUGACUAACAUUCAUCAACCUGUAAGUUCAGACAUGCAGCCACAUAGUACUACCCCAAAGAAAUCCUGGCAUCAACUAUUUGCUCGUUCAGAAGAUGCUUUUCCUUAUCCUGAUGCGAAUACGUCUGGCUGUCCAAGUCAGAAUGGCCAACUAGAAGCUCAAAGUGCAAAAUUACCUGCUCAAGGAAUGUUUCCUAAUUAUUCUGUCGAUAACCAAAUUAAUUUUGGACGAUCAUUGCCUCUCAGCACCUAUCCUCCAGUGAGUGUAUCAUUUAGUAGCAAUCCAGUUCCUCCUUUGGUAUCUGAAUCCAUGUUUCCUCCUCUCAAAGAACCAGCACAAAAUACAGCACUAGAAGAAGCAGAGCUAUUUGAAGACCCAUGCUAUGUUCCAGACCCUGCCUUGUUGCUUGGGCCGGUAUCUGAGGCACUUGAUAAUCUUCCAUUGGACCUGGGGUCUGGGUUCUCUGCUGAUCAGGUGGAAGUACCUCAUGUUUUAAAGAACGUGUCUGCUCCUGGAGAUGUUAACAAGCUUUCACCAAUUGAGUCUCCCAUCUCCAGACUGCGAGUUUCUGAGGAAAAAUAUACUGCAUCAAGCCAAGUAUCUGGUACUCCAAAAUCGCAGGAGUCACAUGCUUCAAAUUUGGAUGAAGCAAGUAACGCACAAGGAACAUGGCAAAUGUGGGGUGCUCCACUGGCUCAUGAUGCAUUGGGAUUGGUUAGUAGGCCUUCCAGCUGGUAUUCACCCCUAGGACCGAACAAAUUUAAGCAAGAAGAUAUCAUUCAUCCUUUGACACACAACCCUGCGAUAUCACAAAGUCCAAAUGAGAAGCAUGUUCUUCCUGGCAUUCAAUCUCUGCAGCAUGUUUGUGUUGGUGAUCAACAGAAUGGUGGAACAUACAGUCCUCUUGGUCCUAGUGUGAAUGGGAAUGAUAUGUGGGUGCAGAAAACACCCUUGCAGCCAUUACUUGUUGAUGGAGCGAGCCAUUUUCUUCCUUUUGAUCUCAUAGAUAAUAUUGCGAAGAAUGAUGUGACAUAUGACAGUCCAAACGGAUCAAUAGCUAGCCAUCCUUUUGAGCUACCUCCAUCUAAUUGUUGGUCCAACUAGGCUUCUCGUGUUGAUGAAUCAUGAUCUGUGCCUUUGAACCUUUGAAGCUACUUUCAUCACCUUCUCUGCCAAUAUAAUGGUAUGUCCUUGCGCAUGGAGCACACAACAUGAAAUAUCAGCAGUAAUUUGCUCUUUGCCCCCUCAAAAUGGUUGAUAUACAAGCGCAUCAAAGGAAAAUAUUGAGCAAAUCUGGGCCACAUCCAGGCUCCCCUUCUGUCUGUCAAUUGUAUGAAUUGUUGCCUUCCCUGUAGCAGUUACAUUCAUUGGUGAUUAAUUGGACUUACACAUGUGAGCUUGCGGCUUCAAAGUCAGACUGUAGCGUGUCAGGUUUUUGGUAAGGUUACUUAGUCUUAUCCGAAAGUGGUGGAAGGCAAGGCAUGCUUUAAUCACCUUAGUCUAAAAGCUGCAGCCGGAGGUCCAAGGGUGAAGACAAAAGCUACAGAGGCACGGCAACAUGUUGAACUCAUAAGCUUAUCACUGCGUAUAAAUACAAAAAAUUCAUUGUUCUUGUUCUUUCCAGGGAUAUCUGUGGUGAGGAGGGUCUGAAAUUAUAGAUAUGAACGUUCUGACAAAAGCGAGUGGUUGAUUAAAGAUGAUAUAUAUGAGUAGCUAGAACUAGUGGUUCUCUUGUUGAGUGCUUGGCUAUGGGUAUAAAUCAAUUGUGGAGUAGGCUUUGCAUGGUUGACUCCAAAUUGUUAACAUAAAGUUUGUUUUAUUAUUUACGGAUAAUAUAUUCAAAAUGAUCUAGUUCUUGUC